Sorghum bicolor (sorghum) is the source of this 2111-nucleotide messenger RNA. RefSeq names its product la-related protein 6B. Gene Ontology annotation, cellular component: nucleus. Gene Ontology annotation, biological process: RNA processing. The transcript has 10 exons. The record is from RefSeq and is a predicted model, not a curated record. NCBI's taxonomy places the organism in Eukaryota, Viridiplantae, Streptophyta, Magnoliopsida, Poales, Poaceae. Gene Ontology annotation, molecular function: mRNA binding. The coding region runs from base 313 to 1758 and encodes 481 amino acids.
CGGGUCCACGCAGCCUUCAGACCGUCUGUCCACCUCCCGCUCCGAUCGGGGAGGAGGCGGAGCGUGGCCGCGGCGCCGACCGAGACCGAUCCCCGCGGUGAAGCAGAGACUCUGCGCGUAUAAAUACCCGACCUCGCCGGCGCCCGCGAGCUUCGAGAAAACCUCCCCUUCGCCGCGCCUUUACCCUACCCUAACAGCCUAGCUAGCUUGCGGCGCUCCACUACCACUCGCUGCUACUGCACCUACUUCCGCUCUGCUACUGUUGCUGCUGCUCCGGGUGGUGGUGGCACCGAAACCCUAGCCCCUGCCGUGAUGUCGCUGCAGGAGGCUGCGGACCCGCCGCCUUCGGCGACGGACGAGCGUCCGGGGGGUCUCCCGCGGAGCGGCUCCGCUAGCCGCCUCAACGCGCAGGCGCCGGAGUUCGUGCCGCGCGCUGCUGCCGCGGUGCCCCCGCCCCCUCCGCCGCAGACGGUGGUGCGUCUGUUCGCGCCGCCGCCUCCUCCCGCGGCGUUCUUCGUCGCGGCACCCCCGCCUCCGCCGCCCCCGUUCGAGUACUAUGCGGCUGUUGCCGCCGGUGGGGGUGCCAGGUUCGGUCCUCCCCCCGCCGAGCAGGAGCCCGAGGCUGAGCAGCCGCCGAGGGACGGGAGCUUCGACGACCCCGUGCCCAAGAUCAGGAAGCAGGUGGAGUAUUAUUUCAGUGAUAUAAACCUGGCCACCACUGAACAUUUGAUGAGGUUUAUUUCAAAGGAUCCUGAAGGAUAUGUGCCAAUGUCAGUUGUUGCUGGCUUUAAGAAAAUUAAGGCUUUAGUGCAAAGUAACUCCAUGCUUGCUUCUGCUCUUCGGACUUCUUCAAAGCUUGUGGUCAGUGAUGAUGGAGCAAGAGUAAAACGUGAGCAACCAUUUACAGAAUCAGAUUUAGAAGAACUCCAGGCCCGAAUUGUUGUUGCAGAAAAUCUCCCAGAUGAUCAUUGUUACCAGAAUCUAAUGAGGCUCUUUUCAGCUGUUGGCAGUGUGAAGACAAUUAGAACUUGCUAUCCUCAGACCCCAAACGGCACUGGUCCAGCUACUAACAGAUCUGCAAAGCUAGAUAUGCUUUUUGCCAACAAACUUCAUGCUUUUGUUGAGUAUGAUAGUAUUGAAGAUGCUGCUAGAGCGAUUGUGGAACUUAAUGAUGAGAGGAACUGGAGAAGCGGGCUCAGAGUUCGAUUGUUAAGCACUUGCAUGACAAAGGGAGGUAAAGGGAAAAAGGGUGGACAUGAAUCUGAUGGGUAUGGUGAGGACGAGAAUGUCUCCACUUCUGAUCAACCAAAUGAUAAACAUUUAGAAGGAACACCUCAAAUGUCAGAUGUUCCUGGAGAACACAUGACUGAGGAUAGCACUGGAGAUAUGGGACGAGGACGUGGCAGGGGACGUGGUCGUGGUGGCAGGGGCCGCGGGCGUGGUUACCAUCAACAGAACAACAAUCAACACCACCAGAACCACCAUCAGCAUUACCAGAACAGUAGCCACCACAGUAACAGGAGUAGUACCCAUCCAGUGGGAACCCCACCAUCUGGCCACUCAGUCAAGAUUGAGCAACCAUCUGGCCACCCAGUCAAGAUUGAGCAGCAGCAGGAGGAAGCAGCUCAGUCACAGCCCCUCACAGCGGCUAACAAACAGCCUCCAGGUCCCCGCAUGCCGGAUGGUACGCGUGGAUUCAGCAUGGGCAGAGGGAAGCCGCAAGCAUUGACGCCUAGAGUAUCCGAGUCUGAACCAUGAACAAUGAAUUCGAACCCCCACAGAUAGGGAGAUGAGACUAAUGGGUUGCUGUUUGCCAUGUUGAUACAUAUGGUGAGAGACUUGCCUUUUAGAAGUCUGUCCUCGGAGGUUGCUUUCUAAUUUAUGGGAACCCAUAUACAUUUCUGCAUGUGCUGUGUGUACUUCCAAAGCCAGCAGACACUGGUUUUCGAAUAGUACAAUUGCGGCCAUUUUGUAGUUUCAUUUUUGGCCCCCUUUUGCAGUUUUGGGUGCAAGACUGAAAAGCAAAAACUCAUGUUAAAAAAGCUGAAAAGAAUUGAAUCAUUGUAAAAUAAGAUUGUGUUCCUUAACCGUUUGCCGGAGGCUGACCGUUU